AUGAGCAUCGAGGCCGCAGUUCAGGAUCAAGGGCUCGUCAUCCCACUCAUUGACUUUUCCAAAUUCCUCCACGGCACCGCCGCCGAGCGCGCUGCCACCGCCGCUGCUAUCCUCGGCGGCUUCCAGACCGCCGGCUUCAUCUACCUGCGCAACCACGCGAUCCCGGCAUCCACCGUCCGCGCCGUGUUUGCGCGCUCCGCCGACUUCUUCGCACAGCCGCUCGACGCCAAGACGCCGCUGAGCCUGACCGAUCCCGCCGCCAACCGCGGCUACCUGCGCCAGGGCCGCGAGAAGCUCGUCCCGCCGGACGACGGGCGCGCGAGCGCCGACAGCACCGUCCGCAAGGAGAUUGUCGAGCUCAAGGAGAGCUUUGAGAUUGGCCGCGAGCCGGACGACACCUACGAGAACCACUGGCCAGAGGACGGCGCGGUGGAUGGGUUUCGGGAGGAAAUGAUGGGCUUCUUUGCGACAUGCAAGGACCUGCACGUGCAGGUCAUGCGCGCCAUCGCCAUUGGCCUGGGGCUGGAGGAGAAGCACUUUGACGGGUUUGUGGACGGAGGGGACAAUACGCUCCGGCUGCUGCACUACCCGCAGGUCAGGGCCGACGUGUUCAAGACCAACGUCGGCCAAGUCCGCGCCGGCGAACACUGCGACUAUGGCUCCAUCACGCUGCUGUUCCAGGACAGCCGCGGCGGCCUCCAGGUAAAGGCCCCCUCCGGCGCGUUUGUCGACGCCACACCCAUCCCCGACACCAUCGUCGUCAACGCCGGCGACCUGCUCGCGCGCUGGAGCAACAACACCAUCAAGAGCACCAUCCACCGCGUCGUCGAGCCCCCGCACGGUGCGGACGUCGAGGUCUUUCCCCCGCGGUACAGUAUCGCGUACUUUUGCAACCCCAACUUUGACCGGCUGAUCGAGGCCAUGCCGGGGACGUAUGCCGACGAGACGGACAAGAAGUACGAGGGCAUCACGAGCGGCGAGUACCUCUUUCAGCGACUGGCAGCCACGUACUAG
Akanthomyces muscarius is the source of this 1014-nucleotide messenger RNA. RefSeq lists its product as uncharacterized. The coding region runs from base 1 to 1014 and encodes 337 amino acids. Lineage: Eukaryota; Fungi; Ascomycota; Sordariomycetes; Hypocreales; Cordycipitaceae. Gene Ontology annotation, molecular function: dioxygenase activity. The record is from RefSeq and is a predicted model, not a curated record. The transcript has 3 exons.